This is a messenger RNA of Eublepharis macularius, 9805 nucleotides long. RefSeq names its product synaptopodin (gene SYNPO). The transcript is spliced from 3 exons. Gene Ontology annotation, cellular component: nucleus; stress fiber; spine apparatus. Gene Ontology annotation, biological process: positive regulation of actin filament bundle assembly; modification of dendritic spine; spine apparatus assembly. NCBI's taxonomy places the organism in Eukaryota, Metazoa, Chordata, Lepidosauria, Squamata, Eublepharidae. Bases 1 to 3768 code for a protein of 1255 amino acids. Gene Ontology annotation, molecular function: actin binding. The record is from RefSeq and is a predicted model, not a curated record.
AUGAUCAAGGCAUCCUUUCUGCAACCUUAUCUCCAACCUCAGUCAAGCUAUGCAGGGCCUGGCAAAGUAAACCAAAAUCCACACAGCUGUAAAAAGCCCAGUUGUGGUGAAGGCUAUGGUUGUUUGGGGAGGGAGCAAGGGAAGGAGAAAGAAAGCAAUCCAGUUGGAAAGAGUCACUGUUCAGACCUAAAGGAGCAAGAAAUAAGAGAGUCCACAAGAGACAAUUUCCUGCAGAAACCCUGCAAUACCAAUGGAGAGAUGCUACCACUAAAAACAGAUGGAAAUGAGUCCCCUGUAACGAGAGUCUCUCCGAGGCCUGCUUCAGGCCUGCUCCGUUCUGGUCUUAGCAACAGAAGUGACCAAAGCCAAGAAUGGAAAGUGGUGAAAUUUAAACGAGUCCUUAUUUCUCCUGUUGGUGAACCUAGGAAAGCAAAUAUUUCAAGAAGUGCAAGCCUUUCUGAAAAAGAACUGAAGGAAGCAAAAGCCAGGAGCCAGAGAAUUGCUGCCCAGUUGACAACCCCACCUAAUUCUAACUCCAAAGGGGUGCUGCUGUUUCACCGACGCAAGCAGCGGGUGAAUGCAUUUACCCUAGAAAACACAAAGACAAAUAGGGAACAAGCAGCUCCAGAGGUUUGCCCCAGAGCUAUUCAGCACAUCAUCCCAAGCCAUGGGAAAGCGCUCCAUGUGAAGGAGGCCUUAAGAGACAACAGAGAGCUGGAAGGAUUUUCCUGCAUCAAAGAUUCUGGGUUGUGGGCACAAAGAGGCAGCAUGGAAAAACAUGAGGAGAGCCUGGCUGUAGAACAGACAGCAGUGCAGGACCCUCAAAGGAAUACAAUCAAAAAAGAGGAGACCCUUUCCACAAUGAACACAACAUUAUCCUCUGAAGAUAUUCCAGCUGAAGACUUUCAACAAAUCCCUCUCAGUGUGUACCUAAAAGAGAAUACAGGGGAUGCCUCGUCUAAUGGAGUGCAUAAACCUAUCACUGUUGAGCUUGAAAAAAUGCCUGUUGUUGAACAAACACCAGUUACUGACAACAUUAAAAACAUAUCACCUAUUGUUGAUGAGGAGCUAUACCUGCCUGGCACUGACAGAGAAAAUAAUAGCAUCACUCCAGAAAAGGAACCAUAUACACUGCAUACAGACAGGGAAAAUAAUGUUUUUGAUAAAGAGCCAUAUUUACCACUUAUUGAUAGUGAGAAUAAUAAUAAUGCUCCUGACAAGGAAUUGCAUGUGCCUCUUAUUGAUAGGGAGAAUAACAUUCAUCUUGACAAGACAUUGACUGCAGCAAUUGUUGACAAGAAGGAGAAUGGAGAGAUUCUUAACAAGGAGCAAAAUGCGGCAGUUAUUGAGAACGAGAAAAAUCUCCCCACUACGGACACAGAGAAAUCCAUUCUAAUUACUGACAAACAGACCAAUGAUCCUUUGACUCACAGUAAGCAGUACUGUGAAGUACGCCUGACUUUGUCUAAACCAAUGCCUGUGAAAAACCGAACAGCAAGACCCUUUGGGACUCAGUCAUUAGUGACAACUCAUACACCAGCAGAGAAAAGCCCUGUAGUGGAACUUCCUCCGCCACCCACAUAUGCAGAAACAUUUUCCAGUCCUCCUCCAGUAACUAGAGUCAGGUCACCUCCAGCCUAUUCAGCUCUGUAUCCUACUGAAGAACAGAAAGCCUCUGUUCCACAAGUAGUUAACUAUAUAGACAGCAGACCAGGACCCCAAUCCAGCGAAGAAAGAGGACCACCUCCAACUAAAUCAGGCAUUCUGGACGAGUCCAUCACCCACAGAGCAGCCAAAAAGUCCAUGUUUACCUUUGUGGAGAAGCCAAAGGUGGCUCCAAAUCCUGACCUCUUAAAUUUAGUCCAGAGAGCAGAUAACAGAAAAAAGCAGAGAGGAAGAACCGUUCCUGAGGAUGAGCCAUUUGCUCUGGGAGCAGAGGCCUCCAACUUUCUGCCUGAAAAUACAUUGAUAGAUGGCCUAGCUCAGGCUACUACAGAUAGUGCCCCUGAAUGGUCUUCAUGUUUAAGAUCACCAAGAAUACAACCCAAACCUAAGAUCAAAUCCAACCAAAAUCUAACAGAGGCAAGAGGAAAGGGAGCAGAAUUGUUUGCCAGGAGACAGACAAGGAUGCAAAAGUAUAUCAUAGAGUCCCCAUCACACCCUGAUGUAGCCAGGUCACCUUCACCUACUAUUUCCCUCCCUCCUUCCUGGAAAUAUGCUUCAGAGACUCAUCUGUCCCCCAUGGCAUUCCAACCUUUACCCAAAAGUCCAAUAAGAUCUCCAAGAGCUCCCCCUCCCAUACCUUUGUACAACAGCAACAUGACAGAGAGCGAAAUUUCCAAAAAAGAGUUGGAAAUUUCCAAACAACAGCCAUACCAGCUCCAAUCUUCCUUGUUCAUUCUUUCCCCAGCCAAAGAUCCAAUGAGGUCUUUACCAAGAGCAGCACCACCACCAAAGCCAGUGGUUCCUGAACCCAGCUAUAUGAGACAGGCUUCUUGCCCAACGUCUCCCUUGCCAUCUUCUGUUUUGUAUCUACCUGUCCAGUCAAGUCCAAGCAGAGCAUUACCUGGCCAUUUUGUGCCAUCUGCUGGAACUGUAUUUGCACCUCAAAAUAUCACAACUGCUGGAGCACCAAUAGACACUUCUAUUGAAUAUUCCUCCAGAAUUUUGUCUCCAAGAGCUAAAGGGGUCUACCAAGCUCCCAGGCCUUCUUAUUCCACCAAGGAUGCAGGAAUUGAGCCUCAGGAAAGAAGGGUAUCCCUCCCUGCUUCCCCAUCAUGGAUUCCACAACUGGUCCGACAGCCUAGCAGUUUAGAUGGUUGGGUGAGCCCAGCCCAAACACCAGAACCUGAGGAAGGGCAUUUGGAGGCCUUUCAAGCAGCCAGCAUCAUGACCCCACCUCCUAUGUCUCCUUCAUGGAGUGAAAGGUCUCUGUCCCCAUUUCGGCAAGAGACUGAUCCCAAGUCUAGCCGUCAGAUGCAAGUAAUGCUAGCUAGAAACAUCAUCAAUGCUGCCCGGAGGAAGAGCUCUUCUCCUAAAGCCACAGGGAUAGAUAAUUUCAGGCCUUUCACUCCCCCUGCCUCUUCUGCCAAUGUGUCAUACUCAAGUGGCAGUCCUAAGAACACAAAUACUCAUUCCUCAAGCCCACUGCAAUCUCCCAAGCCAACAAGAGUGGAGGGAUACAGACGUGUCUCCCUCCCCACCACAACCACUGCACCACCACAAAUCAGUGCAUCAUCAAACAAUAGCCCCAGAUUUAUGGGCAGCCAUUCCCCAAUCUAUAAAAGCCCACUGCAAUCUCCAAAAUCAUUGCGGAUGAAUGGGAGCAAGUACUUCACAUUGCCUGCCAGCAGUGGAGCAUCAUUGUUCAAUUAUGCAUCCAGUGAUGGACCAAGAACUAUAGGCAACAAUUCUAUGACCUACAGAGAUCCAGCACCAUCUUCCAAACCCUCAAUCAUGGAUUCUCACAGGAUCUUCACACCACCAGCAAGUACAAGCAGAAAAUCAUCAUGUACCAGUCCUAAGAAUCUGGACAACUGUUCCCCAACCAUCAAAAGUCCCCUGCAGUCUCCCAUGAUGGGAACACACAAUGCAGUGAAGCGCUAUACCACUAGUUCACCUACCAACUCAGAUGUGUCCAUCGACUCUGAAGACUCUGGGAUCAAGUCACCCAGCAUCCGCAGCUUCAACAUUUGUCCCCGUGGCUGGAAUGGAAGCUUGAGGCUGAAGCGAGGUAGCCUGCCUGCAGAGGCAUCCUGUAUCUCCUAAACUUGUGAUUAUAGAAGUUAGCUAAGAAAUAGAUGAGAUCUGUUGUUUAAUAUUUCUGUAGGCCUAUAACACUACAACUACCAAAUUCUGUCAACCUACUUAAGCAUCAGAAAUUAGGAGCUGGAGCUAUAAAGACAAGGUGUAAUAUUUCUUCUCAACUUUUCUGGGAAUUUUAAGUAUGGGGUAGAAGCUGUUCAUUAGACAGAAUAACUUAGGGCAAAGGUGCUCUAAUGUGAGGGAAAUGUGAUUCCAACUCUACCCCAAUACACCAGAUUUUAGUAGGAUGCCUUUAGUUUCUUCCCAUUAUACAUCUGCAUGCAUAUUUGGCUUCACAAUUUUUGAGUCAACUAUCUCAGCUGGGUAGGAGUCGUCAAUACUUUCCUUGUUCAAGGAAGGCUACUUUGACUUGGACUGCUUUUGUUCCCACUCUGAAAUAUCCAUUUGGAGGCUGUCACAGAUGGAGCCUGCAAAUUCUCCUUCCGAUGGUAUAAUCCUCAUUGAACAAGCAGGAGAAGAGGCCCUCCAACUUUGAGUUUGCCUUCUAUUGUAAUAGGUUUUUUGUCCUGCCUUUUGAUGCGACGAGACCUUGAGUCAGACCCACCUUCAGUUGCCUGAAGGGAUGAGUAGAAAGCAGGGGAAGGGGACAUGAAGCCAUUCAAUGGUUAUUUCUGCCAGCUGAUCUGCUUGAUAAGACCUAUCUUUACAUAUAUUCUAGAAGAAGAUAGCUAUGGCAUUCUCCUCUCUGGACUGCAGGAGUUGUGACAAACCAGCAUUGAGAAUAAGUCCUGGGAGGGAGAACUGAGCUGAGCUGCAGAAUGAUGAAGCAAAGAACUUUUACACAAGAAGAAUAUAAGUCCAAUUUUCAGAAAGUUGCCAUUGUCCAAGAAAAUCUGGAAAUCAUCUGACAGAGAAACGAUUAUUAGCCAAGCAUGUAGACAGAAAAUGAUAAACACCACAUGUCCUCAUACAAAGCUAACACCCCCAAAUCAGUGUCUGGUAACCAUAUUUUUUGUUAUGAAAAAAAAAACUUCCUCGCUAAAGCUAGCACUAAUGUGUGGGUACACAUGAGAUUUUCCAGUAUGGAGGGCUUCUUUGCCUAACAUAGGCCAAAGUGUGGACCAUUUAAGAUGAUGUGGACUAUAAACAGCUUCCUGCUGAGCUACAGAUUUUGUUAAGGUGUUGGGAAGUGAGAUAGGGUUCAUAUAAUAAUUGAAAGUUCAUAAGUGGCAAGUCUAGUGUUCCCCCCGCCCCCGCAUCAGAACCAUGAUUUUAAAUAACAGCUGAUUCCAGAUGAGACGGUUUUCUCCUGUUGCAGUCAUGUUGCUGGUCUAAUUGUUGCUCAAUUCACACUUGCAACAGAGAUUACACAUAGCAAAAGGUAAUCUAGUUUUGCCCUCUUGUUAGCCAUUGUUUCCCUUUCACACCAGAUGCACCCAUUCCAUUGUUGACCUGCCUCUACCAUGAGUCUUUGCCCAGAUGUUUUGUUUUGCUGGGGGUUUUUGGUGCAUGCACAGUGCUGCUCAACAAAGUGCUGCACUUUUUUUUAAAAAAAAGCAUCUGCAUAGUGCUACUCCAGAGUAAUACAAUACUUGAAUCUUUGGGGAAUGCUAAUUGAUGGAAGGUACUGGCUGUCUCAUUGUAGUAUACUAUAUUGAAAAGACUAAUUGGCCACCUACUGCUUGAGUGAAGGAGACAAAUUGUAAUGUAGUAACAGAAUCACUCUGACUCCCCAAAUAAUAAUAAUAAUAAAAUCUCAAUUGUGUUGGUGUCAGCAAUUGCACCAAAGCAUUUCACUGUGAAAAUGCAGAGGAAGAGGGGAGUCCUUUCAUUUAAAUACAAGGCAUACCUUUCUUUAUGGACAAAUUAAGAAGAUAAUCUCAGCAACACCAUGCCAGGAUUUUUUUCCAGGUUUAAAAAAAGCAGAGUUUAUAGUGGAAAAAAUGGGUUGUUCUUGAUUGCACAGGAAUGAAGGACACUAUUGUAUGGAAACACACAAAGUGCAUGACUACAGUAGCUGAAAUAGAGAAAAACCUCCAUGUGGAAUCAGCCCAGGACAACCCCACCCCCCCACCCCAGUCUUUCCUUCAUAUUAGCAGAAUGAUGUUUGAAUUUUAAAGACUUGGUAAGGAAUCGAAUGGCUAAGAAAAAUGCAAAGAAGUCAAACUCCAAUUAGAUUCAAGAAAAAGAGUCUGGGUACCACAAUAAUGUCCCUCCUAAAUGCCAAGGUGUUUCCAUUCAACUUGCCAUCAGCAUCACAAGCUGACAGGUCUUAUACCUGAUUUCUUGGUAAUAAUGAAAAACCUGUUUGACAUGAAUCUUGUGUGCUCAAGAAGACCUCUUACACACAAGAAACAAGGUUGUUUGGCAACAGAAUUUGCUGAUCGGACUCCUUCCAGACACUCCCCAACUUCUUCGUGUUCACAAUCACAAUUAGAUCCCUAUUAAAAAAAUAAGCUGCCUCUUUAAUUAAUAGAACCUAAUGAGGCCACCUCCUAACUCUGGGCACUCACAUUUGGCCCACUCUCUCUCUUUCCUGUCUGUUGUGUAAGUACAGCAUCACAGCCCAUAUUCCAUCAGGGUGGGCAUGGCCGUAUCAGGUAUUCCACUUGCUUGCCCUCGAUUCUGUACUCAUCAUCUAUUUUUAUCCCCGUAACCUUUAAAGACAGGAGACAGGAACAUGGCCUCAGUGUUAAUUCAAGGUGAGUCAGGAAUGAAGUUAGACCCCUUUCUUUGUUUUCUUCUGUUCGUGCAUAGCUUAUGUGGAAAAGGACAUGGGCAAGAUCUGGAUUGCUAUAUCCAUGAACGAAAUACUGCACACUUAGGGUUGCCAGCCCCCAGGUAGUGGCUGGAGAUCUCCCAGUAUUACAACUGGUCUCCAGACCACAAAGAUCAGUUCACCUGGAGAAAAUGGCUACUUUGGGGGUGGACUCUAUGGAAUUAUGCCAUGCCAAGUUCCUUUCGCUCCCCAAACCCCACUUUCUCCAUGUUUCUCCAGGUUUCACCCCCAAGAUCUCCAGGAAUUUCCCAACUUGGAGCUGGCAACCCUAUGCACACUAUUCUGUAUUUAACCUUGUUCAACUGCCCCUUAAUAUAAUACCAUGGGAGUCCAUCAAUAGAAUUUUCUUGUUUGCAAGGAAGGAAUUACUACAGAUUAUAUAACCUUAGAUUGUAACUCCUUGCUCUUUAUAAUCCCUGUCACAUCAGGGAAUUUGCCAAUCCACAUUUGGGCUUCAGCUGUAACACAUCAUUUGGGAAUCAUUGCUGUAGGCAACAGCGGGAACUCACAGUUAUGCCAAAAUAAAGAUUUUGCUACUUCAGGGACCUGAGUUCUGCCUUGACUCAGCAGACUCCAAGAGCUAGUAGAACAGUGUAAGAACAUCCAGUGCUAUGAAAUAUUUGUUUCUCCUGCAGCUGCUUGGCCUCUGGGGCCUGGAGGUUAAAUUGAUACUUUGGCUCUGCUCGGAUUUCACUAAAGGAAUGGCAAGGGGGAGAAGAAUAUCAUACAUUGCAUCCCACACUGAGACCUCUGUUAUGACUGACUUGUCUGGGUGAUACAUUUCAGUCCCACAGAUGGGCUACCAGGGAGCAUAUGGUAUACUGAGUGGUAUUCUCAGAUAGCUCUCUGGACAGUCAACCAGUCCUCUGGAGGAGGAAUAACAACUUGGGGGAAGGGAAGGCACCAAGGAAAUGUUGACUGAGCCCUCUAGCGGCUCAAGGUGUUAACUGCAAUUUUUUAAUCUGAAAAGGUAGAGAUUUUUAUGAAGUGAACAUUAAGGCAGCAGUGGUUAAAUGUGCUUUCAAAAAGGUAACAAUACUAUGGCAGAAUAAAUGUUCUGCCCUGGUCUUGGUUAGCGAUUUGAAAGACUGAAAAUCUUGUUUAACGGUUGGAAGGAAAUUCUGUAUGUUGUUGAGUGUAUGAGAGUCACUGAUCCGAGAGAUCCAAGAGAAGAUGUUAAAAGAAAUGUUUAUGAUGUUGAGAAUCUCUAGAGGCUUCUUUUUGCUUCCUAAAUUGCACAAGGCAGUUAUGCAGACUUCAAUACACUGCUGUUUGUACCUUUGAAAAACAAUGAUAGGACUGGAAAUGUAUGGGAUGAAAACAUUGUCAUAAGAGCACAUUCCUGCCCUUUUUUGGGUGCAAAAGCUUACAUUCUUUCCAGUGAAAACGGAAUUUUUAAAAAACAACAAUAUAUAUACUGAAGUAAUAAUUUUGGAGGUGUGAUAUUUAAAUACACCCUCCUUAUCCAUGGCCAAGCCCUGUAAGCAUGGAUGAUGUAAGCAAACUUGGAAGCAAUACAAAAAGGGAUUCAUAAUACUGAAAGGAAACUAAGAAAGAAAAUAUAAUGCAACCUAAGAAAAAACUGGAGUUCUUCUUUGGUGGGUGGAGGAAUAAUGGCACAAGGAAGAUGUCUGAUUCACACUUUCUUUCCCUUUCAUUAUGAAACAGGCUUCAGUUCUUUCUCAAAAAGUCCCCAUGUGAUGUUUUCUGUUGCUGGAACAGGAUUCCAUCACACAGUAAAAUAAUCUACGCCAAACAUGUCCGUGCUUGAAACAACUUGCACAGAUGAACACUGGAUCAGAACAUUGGGCCAUCAAAGCCAAUACUGUCUACUCUGACUGGUAGUGGCUCUCCAGGGUCUUGGUUAGAGAAAGGUCUCUCACCUUACCUACCAGCUGAUCCAUUUAACUGGAUUGAACCUUGGACCUUCUGCAUGUAAAGCAGAAGCCCUGCCACUGAGGCACAGCCCCUUCCCAUGAUUCACACUCUCGCUCUACUUCUUGAUGACUUGGAUUCUGUUAUGGCCUUAGAACUAUUGCAUGGGACAAUGGCUGCUUCUGGGACCAAGGAGGAAGUGUAAUCUGUGCAAAAAGUAACUGGAGGUAAGCGCAAGAAUGGGAAUAUAAUAUCUAACUAUGAGCAUCUCCUAGAGCAACAUCAUUGAUCAAACUUAAUUCAUGUGUGACAGUGAACCACAAAGUGUAUCAUCAGGUUUCAGGAUCUCAAAUUGAGUCGCAUGAUUAUCCUGCUUCUUAUAAUACAACUUAAUUCUCAGUACAAGAUGGAUGGUUUACUAGACCAAGAACAAUUUAUGUUAAAUAGCAAUAAUGGCUAGGGUUUUUUUAAUGAUGAUGGCCAGUUGUUGAGGAGGUGCUAUUGUUCAUUCUGGAUUUUUAAAAAAAAAAGUUUUGUAAAAAGUUUGUUGUUAUUCAAAAUAUUGAUAAUGUAAAAUGUCUCAGUGUAUUCAGAUACUGUUUGUAAAUAAUAAUGCAUGACUUCAGAAGCAACAUGUAACCUGCAAUAUCCACUGUGCAACAAAGUGUACACCUUUUCUCCUUUUUCUGGUAGUUUACUCAAUCCAAGCAAAAAUCUCUUCAUCUGUGAUGAAAUCUGUUUCUUUGUGGCUUCUUUCCAUUAUAGGCUCAGCUAAUCCAUUUCUCAGCAAGGUAAGUUACAAAGCAAACUGAAUCAGGGACAUUUUUAAUGUUUAGAAAGCCCCCAUUUGUAUAGAUUAUUAAUCUCUAACUCCCAUGGUUCUAAAUGAGACAGCUCAUUCAAAUCUUCUUGCACACACCUGGAUUCAUUUUCACAGUAGAGAACAGUAGAAGCUUUGACCCUUCUUUAUUGAUGGAUUUCAGUUAAAUUUAUUUCAAAAUUCAAAAAUUGAAAUGGGUUCACAGUUUACAAAAGCUUUUACAUGCAAAGCAGAUGUAUCAUUUCUGCUUCUUGGGAAUGACUCCCAGAAAAAAAUGAACAACAAAAGGUGAAUUAUUCCAAAUGGAUCUCUCACUAACAUGUUUGGAGUUAGCAGCAUGUAGAUGAAGCACAAGAUUGCACAAUGGAAUUGCUAAUAAAAUAUUACAAAUGUCUAUCUUAAAGGCCUGUAAAACCACUGGUGACUUCUUUGGUUUCUGAGAUGCCUUCAUCCUGAAAUUCUGUAACUAAGAACAUAUUGGGCUUGCAUCGCCAGAUGCUCUUUGCAUUAACACUGUGCCACACCUCUGUAUACCAAGCUCUAAAAUAAAUCAGAAAUUAACCAGA